Molecule: messenger RNA, 2888 nt
Organism: Peromyscus californicus insignis
Lineage: Eukaryota; Metazoa; Chordata; Mammalia; Rodentia; Cricetidae
Gene: Ankrd61
Product: ankyrin repeat domain 61
Exons: 3
Coding region: 1387-2733 (448 amino acids)
Molecular function (GO): protein binding
Source: RefSeq, a predicted model, not a curated record
AUAAACAGAAAAAGACAACUCAGAUUUCUUAAAAUAAAUGUGGAAACUUGUGUUAGGAGUUGCCAGGCAUGGAGGCUCACAUCAGUAAAAUAGGAACUUAGGCAGAGGCAGGAGGAUCACUGUGAAUUAUGACACCAGUCAGAUUUAUAUCGUGAGUCCGAGGUCAUCAAGGACUAUACAACAAAACCCUAUCUCAAAGAAACCAAAAGUUGCUGGGCUAAGGAGGUGGCUCAGUGAGUAGUGUUGGAUGUGCAAGCAAGAGGAGCUGAGUUCAAGUCCCCAAUACUCAAGUAAAAGCUGGGUGUGGCUACAGGAGUACUUCUAACCCCAGCAUUACAUGAAACAGAUACAAGAGGAUCACUGGGGCGUGUUGGCUAUCAGUCUCCUAGCUCCAGGUUCAGUGAGAGACACUGUAUCAAGAGAAUAAGGUAGAUAUUGAUGGAGCAGGACACCCCAAAUCGUCGUCUGGCUUACACACACACACACACACACACACACACACACACACACACACACACACACACACACAAAUACACAGAGACAGACAGACAGACACACACACACACACUGAGCACACCACAUAUACACUCACACACCAAACUGAAAAGCUGGCCACUCAGGAACAAGUUUUAAUUUAAAGAAACUGAAACUUAGUAGGGGUAGGGGAUGUAGUUCAGCUGGCAGAGUGCUUGCCUAGCAUGAACAAAGCACUGUGUUCUAACUCCAGCAAUGCAUACAGUAGCACGUGUCUGCAAUCCAGCACUAGAGAGGUGGAGGCAAGAUCCGAACGUCAAGGUCAUCCUCAGCUACAUAGUGAGUUUGAAGCAAGCCAGAGCUACAUGUUUCAAAUAACAGCAGCAGCAACAUUACAAUCUAACUGGGAGAAGAGAGGUAUAUAAUUUUACUAAAAGAGAUGUAUAUAAUUUUGCUAAAAUUAAAACAUUUAAAGUAGCAAUAUGUAAUUCACUUUUAUGUUAAUAUAUAUGUUAAUAUAUGACCCACUCUGUUUUGGUCCUGCUAAGAGUCCCUUAAAAAACUGUGUGUGUAUGCGUGCACACACCAUGGGGUGAGGAUGGGGUCAAAGGACAACUUGCAGGAGUCUCCCCAUGUGGACCCCAGGACAGAGUGUCAGGUUGUCAUGCUUGGUGUUAGGCAUCUUACUCCAGCCAUCUCACUGGCCUUCCUAGAUUUAAUUACAGUUGAUGUGUAAGGGACAGGGGAAAUAAUUUUAGCUAUAAGAUGUUUGCUUGUUUGUUAAUAACUGAGGAGAAAAGCUGAGAAACUGCUUGCACUGGGCAGGAGGGAACAAAGUCUCACGAGGGCUGGCUCUAGUAUAGAAAUGGAUUUUGUUGACAAAUACAAUUCUAGAAGAGUUCUAGAACUGAGAUGAGGGGUCAACAUCAUAAGAGAUGGAAACUGACCAAUCCCAUAGCAACAUCCACUCACCUCAUCAGCCCCUGCUCUAGAGACUUUCUCAUGGGGAACAUAACCAAGAGGGGAAGUAGAGACCUCGUGGAGGACAGUGCCAUGCUGCUGGAGGACAGUUCAGUCGCUACACUGCACUCUAGACUUUAUGAGGCCAUACUCAAGGAAGACUGUAACAUAAUCAAGACACUCCUCAGAACCCACCCUGUCAACCAGCCCUUGACCAUCCUGGCCAACCCCACCAGCAGACUAAUUCUGAGCCAGCAGACUCGGGCUAUCUUCCCCAUCCAUCUGGCCGCCGAAUACCGCAAGCCACAAAGUUUGCUUUGCUUGUUACAACACGGGGCUGACACAGAAGUAAGGGACGCUCAAGGCCUCACCACUCUUCACCAGAUGCUGCUAAACUGGCCAAUCACUUCUACCACGUGGACCAAACCCAGUACCCAGAUCCAAAAGAUCCUGACAGACAUUCAGAACAAUGCUGUCAUGUGUCUGCGCAUUUUGUGUGAACAUGGAGCUCAAGUGAAUGCCCGGGUAGACAACAGCAACAAGCAUUCACCCCUGCACCUGGCCAUAACAUAUGGCUCCUAUCCAGUUCUCUCCCUCUUGGCCCAAAAUGGUGCCCAGGUCAAUGCUACUAAUGAAGCCAGCAUGACGCCGCUCCACAUGGCUGCAGAAAUACUGGACAAAAACAUGAUAGAGACACUCAUUGCCUGUGGGGCCAACGUGAACUGUGCCAUCUCCUCGACUGGAAACACGGCUCUGAAGCUGGCAGUGUGCACCGCAUCAAGCAAAGCUGGCCAACUGCUGGCAGCAGGAGUGGGCUGCAUCCGUCUGCUGCUGAGUCAUGGAGCCCAGGUCAAUGCCCAAGACCAUGAAGGCCAAACAGCUCUGCACAAGGCAUGUUUUGGAGGCAGAGAGGUAAUAAUCAAUCUCUUGCUGGAAUUUGAAGCAAAUGUUAACAUUUUAACAAAAAAUGGGGAAUCUCCAAUUUAUAUGUACCUUCAGCGCAGUUCCAAUAUCAGAGAUAUAACGCUUCUGGCUAGGCUACUUUAUCGCACUUACCCUUUAAGACUGAGCAAUAAGCAAGGGCUUCUACCUGCAGGAAUCAUGCUACCAGAAUUCCACCUCCUAAGGGAAACUCUAAUAAAGUUAGCAAAAAAACCUUUAUCCCUAGAGGCCAUCUGUAAGAGAAACAUCAGGAAUGUUUAUGGUGAGAAGUACAAAUUCCACCUGAAGAAACUUCUCCCUGGGAAGCUAUGGAACUCCAUAUAUACCUUCUAUGACUUUGACUACCUCUUGAAAUGAGAGCUCCACACCCUCAGUCCAGAGAAUCUCAGCAACUCAAACUGUUUUCUGGCUAGACAUGGACCAGAAAACACUUGAACUUCACUUUACAUUGCAAUGCACACACUAUUGGCCCUUAAUCCCUUCCCAAAACAUUAAAGUGACUUGCACAUUAA